UUGAGGAAUGGCGUGGUGAGGUAGUGGAGUGGAUGCUUCAACAACAAACAUUCUUAUUCUCUUCUCAGCAUAAAUCUCCUACCUGAACAAGUGCACAGACACUUUCCUUGUCUUUUCUGGUGUUUGUUUGGGGCAGCCAUGGAAAUGUGUUGGCAGAUACAGAGACCGGCGAGUCUCAGACUGGUGUUCCAUCAAAAGGGUCCGCUCAAGAUCAAUACUUGUAUUGGUUUUCUCCAUCCUCACCCCAAAUCUUACUCCUUUUCCAGUCUUGCUUCGUUGGAAAGUCAAUACAACUCAAAUGGGUUUCUGCAUCAGAUCACGGCAAGUGCAGAUUUUUCAAGGAAGAAGCAAGGGAGAAUGGCAGCUUCAGGGCCCAAAAGUUCAUCUCCAAGAGGCCUUGGGCGACGAACAACGGUGGGAAGUGCUCAGAAAAAAACUCCCAAGAAGAACGGUGAAAAAGAUAGCAAUGCAACUUCUACAGUAACAAAUGAGGUUUUAGAGAUCAGUAAGUUGCCAGGAGCUAAAGCGGAUGUGGAGAAACAAAGUUCUGUUGUUUUCGGUGAGAGGAAUGUGUUAGAUAGGUCGGAAACUGAGGUUGACGCUUUAUUAGAACUAAAGUUAAAAGCUGAAAGAGAGAAUCUUCGUAGGAAGGAAAUAGAAGCGCUUGCGGAGGAAACUUUGGCGAGAGGUGAUAGAAUGUUUGUAUAUCCUCUUACUGCGAAGCCUGAUGAAGACAUAGAAGUGUUUCUCAACAUAACUCUAUCAACUCUGAACAAAGAGCCAGAUGUUUUGAUCAUGGGGGCGUUCAACGACUGGAGAUGGAAAUCUUUCACGAGGAGAUUGGAAAAGACAUGGAUCAAUGGAGAUUGGUUGUCAUGUCUCCUUCACAUCCCUAAAGAAGCAUAUAAGAUUGAUUUUGUGUUUUUCAAUGGGCAAAGUGUUUAUGACAACAAUGACUCAAAAGAUUUCUGUAUAGAUGUAAAAAAUGGGAUGGAUAAAGUAGAGUUUGAGAAUUUUCUUCUAGAAGAGAAGUGGAGAGAGCAAGAGAAGCUAGCUAAGGAAGAAGCUGAGAGGGAAAGGCAAGAGGAAGAGAAGAGAAGAAUCGAAGCUCGAAAAGCUGCUAUUGAAGCUGAUAGAGAACAAGCAAAGGCGGAGACUCAGAAGAGACGUGAGAUGCUUCAUCAGGCUCUUGAGAAAGCUGUAGUCUCGGCUAGGAAUGUAUGGUACAUUGAGCCAAAGAAUUUCAAAGGUGAAGAUAAAGUGAAGCUAUAUUACAACAAAAGGUCUGGUCCUCUGGCUAAUGCCAAAGAAAUCUGGAUACAUGGAGGGUUUAAUAGUUGGGUCGAUGGUUUAUCUAUCGUUGAAAAGCUUGUUGAUGCUGAGCUUAAGGAUGAUUCAAAGAACGGAGACUGGUGGUUCGCUGAAGUCAUAGUGCCGGUCCGUGCUCUAGUCAUUGACUGGGUCUUUGCUGAUGGACCACCUGAAGGAGCGUUUCUGUAUGACAAUAAUAGUCGCAAAGAUUUCCACGCACUUGUUCCUCUAACAACUCCAGAAGAAGCUUACUGGUCAGAGGAAGAAGAUCGAAUGUUUAGGAAACUUCAGGAGGAGAGGAGGUUAAAAGAGGAAGCUAUGCGUGUCAAGAUGGAGAAAACAGCUCGUUUGAAAGCCGAAACUAAGGAACGAACACUUAAAAUGUUUCUGCUUUCCCAGAAGGACGUGGUUUACACCGAGCCGUUAGAGAUUCAAGCGGGAAGCCCUGUGACAGUUUUGUACAAUCCUUCAAACACUGUUUUGAACGGAAAGCCUGAGGUUUGGUUUAGAGGCUCUUUUAAUCGUUGGACUCAUCGCUUGGGUCCUUUGCCUCAGAAAAUGGAAGCAGCAGAUGAUGGAAGCUCACACUUGAAGACUUCUGCUAAGGUCCCAUUGGAUGCUUACAUGAUGGACUUUGUUUUCUCCGAGAAAGAAGAUGGUGGAAUGUUUGAUAACAAAGAUGGUUUGGAUUACCACUUACCUGUCGUGGGAGGUAUUGCCAAGGAACCACCAUUGCACAUUGUUCAUAUUGCUGUUGAAAUGGCACCCAUUGCAAAGGUUGGAGGCUUAGGUGAUGUUGUCACUAGUCUAUCUCGCGCUGUUCAAGAACUAAGCCAUAAUGUGGAUAUCAUCUUUCCAAAGUAUGAUUGCAUAAAGUACAACUUUGUGAAAGACUUGCAAUUCAACAGAAGCUAUCACUGGGGAGGAACAGAAAUAAAAGUCUGGCAUGGGAAGGUGGAAGGCGUUUCUGUUUACUUCUUAGAUCCGCAAAACGGAUUGUUUCAGCGAGGAUGUGUUUACGGUUGCGCAGAUGAUGCAGGAAGAUUUGGUUUCUUCUGUCACGCUGCUCUUGAGUUCCUUCUUCAAGGAGGCUUUCAUCCAGACAUUCUUCACUGCCACGACUGGUCCAGUGCUCCAGUUUCAUGGCUGUUCAAGGAUCAUUACACUCAUUACGGUUUGAUCAAAACUCGCGUUGUCUUCACAAUCCAUAAUUUGGAAUUUGGGGCAGGUGCCAUUGGUAAAGCCAUGACAUUUGCAGAUAAAGCGACUACGGUGUCACGAACGUAUGCCAAGGAAGUAGCUGGAAACUCUGUAAUCUCACCACAUUUAUACAAGUUCCACGGGAUAGUAAACGGUAUCGACCCUGAUAUCUGGGAUCCGUACAACGAUAACUUCAUACCCGUGCCUUAUACUUCAGAGAACGUGUUAGAAGGCAAAAGAGCAGCAAAGGAAGAAUUGCAAAAGAGGCUUGGACUAAAGAGUGCUGAUCUUCCGUUAGUUGGAAUCAUUACGCGCUUAACUCACCAGAAAGGAAUACAUUUGAUCAAGCACGCUAUUCGGCGUACCUUGGAACGCAAUGGGCAGGUUGUGUUGCUAGGUUCAGCUCCGGAUCCUCGGAUCCAAAAUGAUUUUGUUAAUUUGGCUAACCAGUUGCAUUCUACUCACGGUGACCGUGCUCGGCUUGUUCUAACCUACGAUGAACCUCUUUCCCAUUUGAUAUACGCAGGGGCUGACUUUAUUCUUGUACCGUCGAUAUUUGAGCCGUGUGGACUGACACAGCUCAUAGCCAUGAGGUACGGCUCUGUUCCUGUCGUAAGAAAAACUGGAGGACUCUAUGACACGGUUUUUGAUGUGGACCAUGAUAAAGAAAGAGCACAAGCACAAGUUCUAGAACCUAAUGGCUUCAGCUUCGACGGGGCUGAUGCUCCUGGUGUGGAUUAUGCUCUCAAUAGGGCGAUAUCGGCUUGGUACGAUGGGAGAGAGUGGUUUAACUCACUGUGUAAGACGUUGAUGGAGCAAGACUGGUCAUGGAAUCGUCCUGCACUUGAGUACAUUGAGCUCUAUCACUCUGCCCGCAAGUGAGAAAAAAAGGAAAGUAUAAAUUAUCUUUGUAAAUUACUAGCUUUUGAUCCUUUCUUCUUCUGUUAUCAUCAUAUGGAUUCUGCUUUUGUAAUUCUGAAUAAAAUAAAGCUAAUCAAAGUUUGUUUAUUAUGCA
Brassica napus (rape) is the source of this 3526-nucleotide messenger RNA. RefSeq names its product starch synthase 3, chloroplastic/amyloplastic. The record is from RefSeq and is a predicted model, not a curated record. Bases 139 to 3393 code for a protein of 1084 amino acids. The transcript has 16 exons. Gene Ontology annotation, molecular function: starch binding; alpha-1,4-glucan glucosyltransferase (UDP-glucose donor) activity. NCBI's taxonomy places the organism in Eukaryota, Viridiplantae, Streptophyta, Magnoliopsida, Brassicales, Brassicaceae.